This is a messenger RNA of Phytophthora nicotianae INRA-310, 2247 nucleotides long. RefSeq lists its product as hypothetical. Gene Ontology annotation, biological process: intracellular protein localization; cilium assembly; intracellular transport. Gene Ontology annotation, cellular component: axoneme; BBSome; membrane. Lineage: Eukaryota; Oomycota; Peronosporomycetes; Peronosporales; Peronosporaceae. Gene Ontology annotation, molecular function: protein binding. The record is from RefSeq and is a predicted model, not a curated record. The coding region runs from base 1 to 2247 and encodes 748 amino acids. The transcript is spliced from 2 exons.
AUGGUGGGGCUAUCGUUGUCACAAGCGGAGCUACUCAAAGUGGGGCCUAUAGCGAGCCACCACUCGUUGCGGCUGCUACCAGUUAGCAAGAAGAAGAAAAAGCAAAAAUUCGUCAUUGGCGACGAGUAUGGCGUCGUGUCGAGCUACCAGAUGAAGAAAGGAGAGCCGCAAAAUGUGUACAAGUCGGUGACACUUGCAGGUCCCGUGGCGUGUGUCACUAUGGGAACUAACAAAGGUACCGAGGACAAGGCGUUCGUCGCCACGGGACAACAUGUCCACGGUCUGAGCAAGAAAGGCAAGGAAUUCUUUAAGUUCCAGAGCAAUCUGGCCGAACCAAUGCGGAAGAUCCACGCCUAUGACAGUCAACUCUGGACAACUACAGACUUCACCUUCAACCAGUACGAUAACGGAGCAGACAAGCAUUCGUACGUUAGUCCAGAUCGCAUCAACGACGCCAUUGUGGUGCCUAUCAAUCAUGAGCAGGACUUCUACGGAGUCCUUGGGUGUCAAGACCGCUAUAUUCGCGUUGUCAAAGACUCCAAGUCGGUGUCAAAGAAGGCAAUGGCUGCUCCAGUUACAGCACUGUGUCGAGUUCCACCGACGACCGGCAAGGGUGCAGCCUCGUCGGGUCCUGCUCACAUCCUCUAUGGCACAGCAGCUGGAGGUCUUGGUCUCAUCAGCUACAAUGGAGACAAGCUCAAGAACAAAUGGAAGACUUCAUCCCAGACUGCCUUGCCCUCCAGUACCAGCAAUGAUUCUGGUACCCAUGCAGACGGUGGCUUGCCUCAGUCCACAGCUACUAUCAACUCCAUCACAUGCUUCGAUAUCAAUCGGGAUGAUCACCCAGAGAUCCUCGUAGGUCGAGAUGAUGGUCGUGUUGAGGUCUACUCGUUUAAUUCCAACUCGGGCGACGUGGUGAAGCUGUUUGAACACGCCAACAGCGACAGUAUCCGCUGUGUUCAAGGUGGAAUCGUGGCCACUCCUGGAUUCGAGGAACUCGUAGCGACGACCUUCUCCGGUCGCGUGCUGAGCUUCACUACAGAACCGCUGGAUCAGCCCGACGACGACGACACGUACGGUAGAUCACGCGGAACUGUGCAGCGAGAGACUCGUAUCGUCAAGUUACGCAAGGAAGUAGCUGCUCUGGAGGACAAGAUCGCGCGAUUGAGUCUGCAGCGAGGCGCCAGGGACAAGGAAUACCUCCCAGUGGCUGAAGAUUUGGUGGUGAACAGCAAGUUCCAACUGAACGCAGCGUUGGCAGCCUAUGACGUGUCGCUUGAAAUCCCAGUGAGUAUCCAAAUGAUCGUGCUGCACUCAGCUGUACCAUUGGAUCUUCUUGAGAACGAGACCAACCUCGCCAUUGUCAGCAAGUCUCCGGUCGACCCAGCGAAUGGUACACACUUCUUGGCUACGUAUCGAUGUCUGGAGCCCACCCACCGACUGGAGUUCCAAGUGCGUACUAUCGAAGGCCAGUUUGGUCACGUGGAGGCUACAGUGGUGGCAAACACGCAGCCUCGGUCGGCGCAGACUAUCAAGUUUUACGUCAAGCCACUGUCACUGCAUCAUCGCGUCAACGAACUCACGGAGGCUGAAGAAGCUGAGCUGCACAAGCCGUGCAAUACGCUGCAACUGAGCGGUGACUUCUCUCUCGUACAGAUCCAUGACUGGGUAUCCAUGUGUCUACCUGAGGUCCCGGGUCGUCUGCAGACGGAGGACGUGACGCUGCGCUAUCGAAACACAUUCCUUGGGAGCUUGCUGGUAUGUCGAUACAGUAAGGGGGAGGCCAGCUUCUCGACGCCUUCCGUGUCGGUCAUAGCGAUUCUGAAGGAGAUCAUCACCAAGGAAGCCACGGCGCGCAAAACCACGCUCAACAUCUCGCUGGAUAUUAAGAAGGAGAGUGUGCCGGUUAUGCUGGGCUACUUACGUCCUCUGCUGGAUGCCAAACACGCGUUAGCCUCCCAAGUCAAGCUUAUCGAUGGCCUCAAGGAGCUGCAGCUGCACGAGGAGGAUUACACGGCCUGGAUGGCGCCGGAGUACCAGCAUAUCCUCGAGAACUCGGAGAAAAUCUUGGCAGAGUUCAAGCUCAGCCCCAAGGCGCUCAACUAUCUUGCUGGUAUCCUGACUGAUCUCUACGUCGACCUGUGCAAGUUCCGCGGCACCAGUGCCAAACAGAAUUUGCCACGGCUUUACCAGCUCAUCGAGCACUACCACUUCGACACGCUUGUCGAAUUUUAUAUGCGAGAGUAG